CCCGCCAGGGUACUACUACCGGCGGGGCCACGGCACGGGGCAGCGCAACUGGCUCAUCUUCCUGCCGGGCGGCGCGUGGUGCUAUUCGGUGCGCUCGUGUCGCAGGCGCGCGAACACGCUGCUGGGGAGCUCCUCGCUGUGGCCGCACCCGUCGCACCCCGACUUCAACACCCAGUUGAAGCGGCUGACGGGGUACGGCAUGGACGGCAUGCUGCACGGCAGCGCCGCCGUCAACCCGCGCUUCUUCAACUGGCACGUCGUGCUCAUCGCUUACUGCGACGGCGCCGCCUUCUCCGGCACGCGCGGCCGCUUCAACGCCACGCGCUCCUCGUCGCUCGUGGCGGGCGGCAGAAGCAUCCUCAAGUCCGUCAUCCGCCACAUGCGGGUGGCGCGGGGGAUGCAGGGCGCGCAGCGGGUGGUGGUGGCGGGGUGCUCGGCGGGCGCGCAGGCGGUGGCCAUGCAGUGCGACGCGCUCGCCCGCCUGCUGCCCACGGCGGCCGCCAAGCGCUGCAUCAUGGACGGCGGCUUCUUCCCCGACAUGCGGGAUGUGAGUGGCACGUUCUUCAUGCGCAAGGUGGCGCAGCGCCUCGUGGCCAUCCACAACAUGUCCGCUGACCCCGACUGCCUUAGAGGGGAGGGCCCUGACGGGCGGUGGCGGUGCUUCUUCCCGGAGCAUGGGUUGCGCUACGCCAUGACGCCGCUGCUGCUCGUCAACUCCGUCAACGAUGCCGACGCCAUCAACCUCCUCAACCUCCACUCCCCCACACGCCGUCGCCUCCGCCGCUGCCUCGCCAGCAUGGCGGGCGGCGGCAGCAGUAAGCAGUGUGCCAAGGCGGACGUGGGCAUGGCGCUGGCGUAUGCCAUCCGGGUGGCGGGGCUGGCGAGGCAAGUGGCGCAGCAGAAUGCAGCGGUGAAGCCGUUUCUGUACCGCGAGCGCAUGCACUGCGCCACGCUGGAGAACCGGUGGAGCACGGUGCAAGGGGAUGGGGGCGCACUGAGAGACGUGCUGGGGUCGUGGGCCUUGAGAUGA
Molecule: messenger RNA, 1030 nt
Organism: Closterium sp. NIES-65
Lineage: Eukaryota; Viridiplantae; Streptophyta; Zygnematophyceae; Desmidiales; Closteriaceae
Source: the annotation of a GenBank genome assembly